GAGAGAGAGAGAGAGAGAGAGAGAGAGAGAGAGUCAGAGCGCGCGCUCGCCGAAGGCUGAGCUCGAGCAGAGGCGAGUUUAACGGUGGAAAUCUCGCCGGGAGUCCGAGCCGAGGUCCGGAGCUGCUCCGUGUGAGGAGAGCGGAGGCUGUGGAGGAGCGAGCGGCGCGGACACUCACCCCGCAGCUCCCCGGAGAACCGAGUAACUCCCUCAGUAACUCCACUAAACUACCCAAACUAACGGCGAGGAGCUGAAACUGAAGUUGGCGGAUCUUCUGCGAGUUGGAGCGGACUGGAAUUCCGCUUCCCUUCCGUCCCGAAGUUUCUGCGCGGUGUCAACACACACAGUAGGACUCCUCUGCUGAGUACGUAAAAGCUGUUUAGUAUCUCUAAGGGUUUACCAGAGGAAUGGCAAUGAAUUAAACGUCUCAACAGCAGUGAGAAGUAGUGCGAGUGUGACUUUUCACCUCCAGUAUCUUGAUCUCUGUGCUGUCCUUCAGUGCUGAUCCAGACCCAGCUCGUCCUGCUGCGCUGAAAGGGAACACGCCUCACAGGACAGGAAGAGGUGCUGAUUGCUGUGCACAGUGACUGUAUAAACUGGUGGGAUUGCCAGUCUCUUAAGAAGCAGUGAAUUGUUCCCAGUUCCUGGCCUGCAGCAGCCGUGAGAAGCAGUGUUGUGUUCCCAGCCAUGAGUGUAAUGGAGGGCUUUCCUGUCCACUGAGUGUGCUGCUGUCAGCACUGCAGCCAUGUCUGCUUGCAACACCUUCACCGAGCACGUUUGGAAACCUGGCGAAUGCAAGAACUGCUUCAAGCCCAAGAGUUUGCACCGCAUGUCUGAGGCAGCCUCAAAAAAAGGUCCCCCUGAACACGCCCCUGUAUAUCACGGCCACACUCCCACAGGGGGCAGGACUAAUGUUAACCAGCAUAAUCUCUCUCCAGUAGCGAGUGGGGCCAGUGUUAACGCAAACAUUGCUCAUAGCAAUACUCAGAGAGGUGGUGGGUCCUCUCGGUCGGGCCAGUUCCGGCCUCCUGUUGCAAAGAAGCCCACCAUUGCAGUGAAACCCACCAUGAUGUUGCCGUGCCCAGGGAUGGGUCUAGAUACAGAGGGGAAUCCACACUUGCUGGCAGAAGGGGCAGAGCCUGGGAAAACUUCUGCUUUCACUGUCUGGAACCACAAUGGCCUGAACCGAAAGAGGCCCGCAGGACCAAACAACAAUGAAGGAGAUGAUGAGCGGGGAGAAAUAGAGGGCUACGCUUCUCUUUGUCCACCCAGCAGCAGCAGUAAUAACAAUAAUGGACUGACGGACGUGCUAAAGGAGAUAGCUGGUCUGGGCCAAGGCCCUAGCUCUAGCAGAGAAGACUUCUUUGGGCGGAUCACUUGCUCAUACAGACGUUCACUGGAAAGAGGCCUGCCUGCGGCUGGCUGUCUAGCUAUGGGUAGCCACAGCAGUAGCGGAGGAGCCAAACACGUGUCUCUCAGUGACAGUGCUGAGGUCAUCAGCUCAGAAGGGGGGCGCUUCUGCUACCCAGAGUUCUCCAGUGAUGGAGAGGAUGAUGACGAUGGGGCUGAGGGGAGCGACGAAGAUGAGGAUGAUGAUGAUGAUGAGCAUGAGAGCUGGGAUGAGAGUGACGAAGAGCUUCUGGCCAUGGAGAUUAGAAUGCGAGGACAGCCACGUUUCGCUAAUUUCCGUGCUGCAACCCUUUCUCCUGUUCCUUUUGCUGUUGGUAAGAAAUGGAACACUGUCCCACUGAGGAACCGUUCACUUCAGAGGAUCUGUGCAGUGGAUUACGAUGACAGUUAUGAUGAGAUCCUGAAUGGCUAUCCUUCUGUGGACUCCAAUGGAGCACCUGGCCUGCUCUCAUAUGGCAGUGACCCCCAAGGAAGCGGCUUCCUGUCCAACUCUGUAUCCACCACCUCGCCAGAAUCCUCCUCUUCUCUCCCUGAGGACUCCUGCACGUCCAGCAGUGGAAGCAGUGCCCCCUUUGGCCAGCGCAAUGGACUGCACCUGGCUCCAGUUGGCAGGGAGCACACACAGCAAGGGGACUCAGCAGGAAGAGCACUGAGCUCGCCUAAAGCUACUGAGACUCACAAAGCUGUUCUGGCCAUUAGACUACAAGAACAAGAUGCUAGUCAAAAAGAAGGCGGGGCUCUUCCACAAGCUCUCCCUGGUCAGCCAAUCACGAUCAGCUUCAGCCCCACAGAAGAACAGGCUAAACCGUAUCGGGUGGUGAGUUUAGAGAAGACUCCCAUUUGCAAGCCUUACACUGUGGUAGAUGUGUCUGCCUCUAUGGCUAGCACAGAGGGCCGACCUUCUGAAAGCACCACCACUAAACUCAAGGGUCCAAACCCUGCAUUUGGACCUCCACCCUACCCUGGAGCCUCCAAAAACAUCCCAAUAUCUGCAGGCUCUCCUUUCUCCCCUAAAACACCCUUGUCACCAAAAUCACCUCUUUCCCCUAAACCUGCACCAGUAUGUCCAACCUCUCCAGUAUCUCCUUUCACUCCAAUGUCUCCCUCAAUACCAGUCUCUCCCAGUACUACUGCUGGACCUACUCCCACCUCCAAGAAGCCUGGAAACAUCCGCUACCAAGAGGUGUGGACAUCCAGUACCAGCCCACGGCAAAAGAUCCCCAAAGUUGAGUUUCCAAGUGGAGGUCCAUCUGGGCCAUCUAUUCCUCCCAGACACAGCAACCAUAAAUCGGCGCCCACCUCCCCGGUCACCGGCCUCUCUUCCUCCCGCACUGUACCGGUCAAAUCACCCAACCUGUCUGAGAUCAAGUUCAACAGUUACAAUAAUGCAGGCAUGCCUCCUUUCCCCAUCAUCAUUAGAGAUGAGCCUGCAUACGCACGCAGUUCUAAGAAUGCUGUGAAGGUGCCUAUUGUGAUUAACCCCAGUGCAUAUGAUAAUUUGGCCGUGUACAAAAGCUUCCUGGGCUUGAGCGGGGAACUACCACAGCCCAAGCCAGGAGCAGGUGGAAGAGUCACUAGCCAUACAUAUGAGGAGAUUGGCUCAUCUGAAAGCACACAGCCCUCUCCAACAGAACACAUGCCCAGUACCAGAAAACUUGCCUCAGCUACAACUGAAGAAGAGAGGAGUACACCAAGAGCAGUGGACACGCCUCAUGAUGACAAAGCUAAAAUUUCGACUGAGUCCAAUGUAGCAGCAUCCAACUUCUCUGUUACUUUCUCCACUCCCAGGGUCACUGCUACUCCAACAGCCAGCCCUCUCUCCGGCAGCCUGACCAAGAGCAGCUCAGCCACAGCCAGCAUCAGCCGCAGCCGAAACCCCAGUGGUGAGCCGCCAGCAGGCAGCAGCGAGUGCCAGUCCUCUUCGGUCAGUGGAUCACAGGGACACAGGGAGAAGGCCAGCAUGGUGCUUUCUCAGAUAGUUGCUGCCAUCCAGCCACCCAAGUCUCCUCCAGAGUCUCCUACUCCUCAGAGCAAAACCUGCAGUGCUGAGGAGCUGUACUCUCUUCCUCCAGAUGCUACAAAAGGUACCCUCAGCAGACCCAAGUCCCUCCACUGCCCUCUGGACAGCGGGCUGUCCAAAUCACGCAAAGAAACCCCAACCAAGAUCCUGCCCAAAUCCCAGAGCGCCUCAGCUGCUGAGGUUCCAACAAGUCCUAAACCUGAAGCUGGAGCUCCCUACCCUCCACCCAGAUCCACAUCUUCUCCCUAUCACGCCACCAACCUUCUCCAGAGGCACUUCAACAACUGGACCAGGCCCACAGGUUCCAGGCCCAGCGACGGAGAGAUCAGCCUUGGUGCAGAGGGGAGGCGCUCAGCCGAGGGCAACAAACCCAAACGUUGGAUCUCCUUUAAAAGCUUUUUCCGCCGGCGGAAAGAUGAAGAUGAGCAGAAGGAGAAAGCAGAGAGAGAGAAAGAAAAAGGGAAGCUGGUGGGUUUGGAUGGCACUGUGAUCACCAUGCUGCCUCCUCCCCCCAUCCAGAGGCAGCACUGGUUCUCUGAGUCCAAAACAGACGAUCCCAAUCAGAAACCCACCAUUAUAUUCACCUAUAAGCCUGACAGUGGGGCUGGGGGUGAUGGGGAAGGGGAACUCAGAGUGGAGGAGUGUAAUGCCUCGACAGCAAUCAAUUACAACCAGUCAGGUGCCCCCAAGAGCAGAGCCAGCCUUCUCAUCAGCAAAGUCAUGAGUCAGAUGCCGGCUGAGGGCUCGGAGAGUGAGAUGCCUCCUGCCACCUCUCUGCCCGCCAAGCUGGAGCUGUCACCUGUCUGUGAGGUUUCCAGCCCCUCGGCUCGCCCCACCACUCGCCCACUGUCCCCCAGCGAAGGCAGCGCCAGCCUGGGGGAGCCAGAGGAGGAUGAGGGCAUGCGCACACACUCCCACUCGCCUGCAUCCAGCUCCUGCAGCGCCACCUACACCAACCUGGGUCAGUCCAGGGCCAGUAUGAUUCCCCUGAAACAUCCUAGACACCCAAAAUCCUCUGAUGACACUCUUCAGUCUGAGCCUGAGGGUUCUGAUCAUGGUUCUAAAGCCACUCCUCCUCCGCUGCCUAAGAAAGUUGUUCCUCGAGCCCAUACGGAACCUUCGCUCUCCAGAGAGCCUGCAGGUCAAAGGUCACGGGGUGAAGCCAAGCCGGGCGGCACCAGCCUGAGCGUGGCCAACCCGCUGUACGACCUGGACUCUACGUGGGAGACGGCCAGUCAGAGCUCCUCCCUCAGUUCAGACGCCCGGCAGCUUGACGAAUCCGGAGACUCCCUGGAGAGGCCUGCGGGGGGGCGGAGCCUGUCCUGCCUGACUAAUAGUGGCUCAGCACAGGCCAGAGAGAGGCGAGCUGGGGAGCGGAGGGGCUGCCGCAGCACAGAGAGCCUAACAGCCAGGGGGCGCUCAUCUGGAAGGGGAAGAGAAGGUGGCGGGAAGCCCCAGAGGCAGGCUCUCUAUAAGGGCAUAGACAGCUGGGAGGAGGUGGUGGGCCGCAUCCGAAGCCUGCACACAGAAACCCUCUGCAAACUAGCCACCCGCUGUGAAGACCGCUUUAUGGCUGGCCAGAAAGAUCACCUGCGCUUCGGUACGGACAGCUGGUCCCACUUCAGGCUGACCACGGGCAAGCCCUGCUGCGAGGCUGGAGACGCUGUCUAUUACACCGCUGCUUACGCCAAGGACCCGCUCGUCAACUACGCUGUUAAGAUCUGCAGGUACAAGGUGAAGGAGACACAGCAGCAGUUCUUCCACAGCCUAGCUGUGCGCCAGAGCCUGCCCCUGCACUUCAACAUCCAGCAGGACUGCGGUCACUUCCUGGCAGAUGUACCCGCCCGCCUGCUGCCCUGGGAAGAGGAGGAAGAUGAUGAUGAGGAGGAGGGGAGUGAUGAAGAGAAGGAGAAGAAAUUGGAGAAGAAAGAAAAGAAGAGUGAGGGAUGGAAGGAGGAACGUAAGGGAGAGCAGAGCGAGGAGGAGCUGGCGGCGGAUACCAGGCUGCGCAGUCAUGUGGUGGUGAUCACGCGCGAAGUUCCCUUCCAGACAGUGGCGGACUUUGUGCGUGAAGGUGUGGGGCGUCACGCCCGUAACCCGGAGCUGUACGAGCGGCAGGUGUGCCUGCUCCUGCUUCAGCUGUGUGCUGGCCUGGAGCACAUGAAGCCCUACCAUGUGACCCACUGCGAUCUGCGCCUGGAGAACCUGCUGCUGGUGAACUGCCAGCCAGGCAACCCCUGGAACAUGGAUCUGCUGGAGCCUAACAACAACAACAAUGGCGCUACUGCUUCAGCCUCAUCCUCCGCCUGCCCCGCCCGCCUCAUCAUCAGCAACUUCUCGCAAGCCAAGCAGAAGAGUUCCAUGGGCGAGGAGCCGUCAGUCGUGCUGAAGGACCGUUCACGGCUGGCGCCCGAGCUGCUGAGCGCCACGCAGUAUCGCAAGUGCGACGAGUUCCAGACCGGCAUCCUCGUCUACGAGAUGCUGCACCGGCCCAACCCUUUCGAGGAGGCACCAGGGCUAAAGGAGCGAGAGUAUGCACGCUCCGACCUGCCACCACUGCCCGCACGCUCCCUCUACUCGCUGGGCCUGCAGCGCCUGGCCUCCAUGCUGCUAGACGCCAACCCCUCCGAGCGCAUUCGGAUGGGAGACGCUCGCGCGUGUCUGCAGUGUUUGCUGUGGGGGCCGAGAGAGGACCUCUUUCACACGCUGGGCGCCGGCGCCACACCCGCUCAGCGGCAGGCCACGCUGCAGAACUGGCUGGACCUGAAGCGCACUCUGAUGAUGAUCAAGUUCGCAGAGCGCUCAUUGGACUCGGGCUGCGGCGUGAGCCUGGAGGACUGGCUCUGCUGCCAAUAUUUGGCCUUCGCCACUACAGACACCGUUGACCGGGUUAUCCGCAUCCUGCAGGAACCGCAGGCGCAGCUGCUCUAAGCUCUGCUGCUAAAGCCAAAGACAUGGUUCUCAAUCCUGGUGCUAGAGUAGCUCUUGUCCUGCACAUUUUGCUGUUUUCUUGCUUGUUUUUUUCAAUCAAAGUGGUUCCCAAAUCACUUCUCCAGAGAAUUUCAAGUAUUUGUUGUGGUGGCCAGAUUGGGCACAUAUUUAAUGUUGCCGUGGUCAAAGACAUUUCACUGAUACACAAAACACACCACAAUGUUUAGUUUGUUGGGUUUGAUUUGACACAACAGGCACAAUUCACAAGCGCAUCAACACUGUCAAAACUAAAUUCAGUGUUUUGUUUUUUCUCAUAACAAAUAUCACAGUCCCAUGAUAUGCUCAAAGAAGAGUGAAAGAAAAGUGUGUAGUGACAUAAAUUAUCACGAUAAAGGUAUUAUAUUUAUAUAAUUGCCUAGGGUGGGUUAACUCUAAUCACUCUAGAAAUUGCAAACAAAUGCCUCAGUGUUUGCUAAUGCCGCACAAGCUGCAGAUCACAAGAUUUGACAGGUUUCUAUCUAACAUCUAGACCUGUCGAUGACUCUACGUCUGGUAGUGUGGAAGUUUUUGUGACUAGAAGUUACAGCCAAUGAGAGCACAAGAUACUGGGUCAUGAGAAAGCCGAGGGUGUAGUUAAACAAACACAUGUCUUUAUAUUAAUUUUCUAUAUUAUUCAGACUCAAAGUUCUAAAGCUUGUGUCUUAUGGACAUCUAUUUAGGAAGAAAUCAAGGUAUAUGUCUUAUAUGAUAUGGCAUGGCAUUGCAUCACUUCUCAUGUGUGGGUUCUCAUUGUGGGUUCCUCCUGGUAAAAGUUCAUUUGUGAUCCUGUGUUGCCAAUCAAUCGUGCAGUGUGCAAACCAAAAUGAUUACACAAUUCUCAAACACAAGACAACAAACUGUGUUAAUAACAAAAAAAUACAGUGGUGUAGUGUGAACCUCCCUUUAGAAGUGCUGCUGCGGGGAAUGCACAGAACAAUGCAUUGCAUUUAAUUGGAGUGUUGUGCAUUUCUUAGGAUAAGUGUUUCAGAGCUGGGCAAUUGUUAAACACUAAAAUGUGCAGGACGGCGCUCUUUUACAGCAAGUGUUUGGGAACUUUUUGGAACAGUUUUGGGCAGACUUGCACAUGCCAGUAGCGACUACAAGUCAGCUCUCAUAGAUCACAAGCCACACCCGUGCUGGAGACCGCUAGCACAUGCACAUCUGCGCUGUACACGCCUGGGUUUUCAUCUUUUCUUUUCUUUUUUUUUUUCUUUUUAUAUUAUUCAUUUGACAAACUUGCAAGUUAUGUUUGUACUUUGUGUUGGUUUGAGUCUGGUUUACAUUGAUGUUGAGUGGUGAAGAACAAGUCACAUGGAAUAUACAGCGUUUUACGCUUGUUUCCGAUAUUUAUUUGAACGAGUUUGAUAGUUGUUUGGAUAAGUGACGUCGUCCGGUGGAUUAUCUGUUAGUGGAAAAGCUGUCAGUGUUUAUUUUUUAUUAUUAUUAUUUUAGCAGCAUUUAAAUCAAUGAACAGUAUGAAGACAUUGAGGACAGACUCAGUGGUUGACAGAACACUGCAUGAUCAAAUGCUCACACUGGUUUACAGUUACAGAUACAGUUAGAACUGUUUGGGAGAGCUCUGAUCUGGCAUCAGCAGCUUUUCUCUCGUGUUGUGACUUGCAACUAUACUUUAUUCUUUUUUUUUGUAAUGGCCUGUAUGGGGUGUGUCAGACUGAGAGUUUCACCCAGGGCCUGUGAGAUUUUAGUGUUACAGCAGUAUGUCAGUGUUAAAACUGACAAAAGAUUGAAAAAUAAAAAGGGUGCACCUGUGUGGGGUGGUCCACACUGUGUGGGGUGGUCAGCACCUAAUACCACCCAGCUUCUCUUGUACAUCUCCCUUUGCUCAGAUCCCACAAAUCUGUCUAAUUUUAGUGUAGACAGUACUUUUAUCAUUUAAUGUCUACUUUUACUUCUACUUUACUUAGAGUUUACUGAGAUUCCCCUUCCUCCUGUUCCAGCAUAUCUCUUUAUUUUAUUUAUAGGCCAAGAGACCGAUUUCAAGCUUUCACUUGUUUGAGGUAGAUGACGCUAUUUAUCAUCAGCUAUCUAUACCUAAUCUGUAAUAGAGCAGAUAUUAUGAGACACGGACAAUACAAAUGGUUCCAAAGCAACCGGAGUAAGAUAUUUUUCUACCACCACAAACUACCAAAGGUUACCAAAGACAUUUGGCCACCGUUCUGGCAUUCAGACGACUGAAAUCUCUCUGAAAUACUGAAGAGAAGUGUAUUUUUAAAUGUUUUUAGCGCUUACUUCAUAGCUUGCUCUAAAGGAGCAGAGUUAUUGGAUGAUUGGGUGAGGUUACAUUACUACUAAAGUGUCCUUAUGCAGACGUACACAGAAUAAUAAAGCAGUUCGGUCCUCGGAUUCAGAAACUGAAAGGCGUAGGAGUUGGAGAGCGUUUUUAUUGGGGAAGGUGCACUGUGGUUUAGAGCUCCGAUCAGAGCGAGCUAGUUUCAUUUUUGAUGCCCCAGAAGAGUUCAGCUCCACAACAGAACUGCAGAAGUGGGCCAGCUCAGCCCCGGAUAGUCUUGGAGUGGUUGGAGUGAUAGACACUAUGGAUUUAUGUGCAAUGAUUGUAAAUUUUGUUACCUAUGGAAACAGUAUUUAAACCUGUUGUAUGUUCUUGAUAUUAUGCAGCAUUCAGUUAUUGAGUUUUUAUGUUUGGCACAUAAUUGAUGAUGACAAUGACGAUGCCUGCAUCAA
This is a messenger RNA of Astyanax mexicanus (Mexican tetra), 9103 nucleotides long. RefSeq names its product pseudopodium-enriched atypical kinase 1 (gene peak1). The record is from RefSeq and is a predicted model, not a curated record. Bases 746 to 6361 code for a protein of 1871 amino acids. Lineage: Eukaryota; Metazoa; Chordata; Actinopteri; Characiformes; Acestrorhamphidae. The transcript is spliced from 10 exons. Gene Ontology annotation, biological process: protein phosphorylation. Gene Ontology annotation, molecular function: ATP binding; protein kinase activity.